Molecule: messenger RNA, 1131 nt
Organism: Plasmodium berghei ANKA
Lineage: Eukaryota; Apicomplexa; Aconoidasida; Haemosporida; Plasmodiidae
Product: SNARE associated Golgi protein, putative
Exons: 3
Coding region: 1-1131 (376 amino acids)
Cellular component (GO): membrane
Source: RefSeq, a predicted model, not a curated record
AUGGAAAAUUUGGAUAAUCAUUAUAAUAAAAAAUAUGAAUAUCUAAAAAACAAUUACGAUACUAUAUAUGAUGACGAAUAUAAAAAUGAAUAUAAUGAACAGAAUUAUAAUAACGAAAUGAAUAAUUACUCAAAUAUGAAUUCUCAGUAUUAUGACCAAAAUAAUGAAAAAGUUAAAUUAAUUAAUAAUAAUACUAAUGGAAAUAUAAAUGGAUACAAAAAUAAUGAUGACCCAUAUGGGAACUCAAUAUACAAUAACCCUGACCAUGAAUGUAUAGAAACGGGGUAUCAUUUUGAUGAUAAAUACGCCAAUGAAAGAAAUAUAGGAAAUAAUAUUAUGAUGAGUUCUGAUGAUUUAACCAUAUCAAGAAGAGAUAGAAAAUCAAAAAUUCAAGCUGCAUUAAAAGCUGUAUUUAUUAUUGUUAUAUUUCUUUUUAUAGUAUAUCUUCUUACAAAAUUUCAAUCUUUUAUUAAUAUAAUUAACGAUGUUAUACAAUGGGUUGGCAAACAAGGAUCAUGGAGUAUAUUAUUAUUUAUAUGUUUGUUUACUCUAAUUUCUCCGCUAUUUAUGUCUGUUGAGAUUAUGUGUGUAGGCGCUGGUUUAAUAUUUUCAGGAGUAUAUGGAAAUUUAUUGGGAACAUUUGUAGCUAUCUUUGCAGUUUUUACUGGCUAUAUUUUAGGAAUGUCCAUAUGUUUUUUUAUUUCUAGAUAUUUAUUACAUGAUUAUAUUUAUAAAAAAUUAAGGAAUUAUCCAAUAUAUUUAGCAUUUGAUCAAGCUAUUAACGCUAAUGGUCUAUCCUUUGUACUUUUAAUUCGUAUGUCUCCUAUCUUACCAGCAUCUGUGGUUAGUUAUGUGCUUGGCGUUACUUCUGUCAAGUAUAAAGAAUUUGCCAUUGGAUCAGUUUCAGCCUUGCCAGGGAUAUGUUUAUUUAUAUACAUUGGAGUUUUGUUACAAGACAUAUCAAAUGUUUCAGAAUUACAUCACCACUGGGGAAAUCUGGUCAUACUCCUUGUCGGGUUGAUCUUAGGAAUAAUUGCCAUUGCAUAUAUAUCGAUUGUAACAAAAAGAAGAUUAAAUAAUUUGAGCAUUAUGAACCCUUCAUUGCCAAGGCUUGAUGUUGAUAUCGAAUAA